GCAAGUUCCUUGCUUUAUGGUGCUGCAGAAAGGCGUACGGUACGGGACUAAGUCCACAGAUCAGUUGCAUUCAGGAGAGCCCAUGACUGGUAUGAUUGAUUCCGAUCCUUUCGGGAGCUCUGGCUCUACUGAGACAGAAGGCACCGGUAGCGAAUGCCAUCCAGAGUUCCCUGUUGCAGCACAAGAUCAAGCCUCCGCUGAAAAUGCUGAACCUUGCUCAGAGAACCUCCCAGAAUCUAUCGCUGCCCUUUCAUAUUUGGACCAAGACUCAACAGAGCAGGAGGAGCAAGAUCAAGCAAAGCAGGAAGAGUCUUCUGUUGUUCCUCCAGUGGAGCCCCCUGAGCCCCCACAACAGGAGCCUGCUCAGCCCCUGGAAACAUCUGAACAGGGUAGCCCCACCAAUAUGGAGCUGGAGGAAGCAUCGAAGGAUGGGGUUGAGGGGGAGGCGGAGCUGUCUUCUGCGGAGCUCCCUUUUCCUCCAGAGUUUGACAGAUACUUAAAAGUAGUGGAGGAAAAUCCAGAGGACUUCACAGCGUGGACCUACCUGUUGCAGUAUGUCGAGCAGGAGAAUCAUAUUGGCGCUGCCCGAAUGGCUUUUGACUCCUUUUUUGCUCGAUACCCAUACUGCUAUGGUUACUGGAAGAAAUAUGCUGACCAGGAGAGGAAAGCUGGCAAUGUGAAGAUGGCAGAGGAGGUGUACCGCCAGGGUCUGCAAGCCAUCCCUUUGAGCGUUGACCUAUGGCUGCAUUAUAUCAACUUCCUCAAGGAGACAGCUGACCCCAGCGACACAGAGGCUGAGGCUACAAUACGAUCUGCGUACGAACAUGCGGUAUUGGCAGCAGGAACUGACUUCCGCUCCGACCGUCUCUGGGAGAGCUUCAUCAACUGGGAGACUGAACUUGGCAACCUGGUCAACGUCACUGCCGUCUACGACCGUGUCCUGGGCAUCCCCACUCAGCUCUACAGCCACCACUUCCAGAGGUUCCGAGAGCACGUCCAGAACAGCCUGCCCAAGCAUUUCCUGUCACUCGACGAGUUUGUGCGUCUGCGGAAGGAGCUGGCCACGACGAACGGACACGGUGAGGGAGAAGCGCCAUCUGAAGAGACUGAGCUCCCACCUGACAUGGAGGACCUUGCCGAUCCCGCCAAGAUGGUCACGGAAAUUGAGAACAUGAGGCACAGAGUGAUGGAGUCCCGCCAGGAGGUGUUCAGUCACAAUGAACAUGAAGUCAGCAAGCGCUGGGCCUUUGAAGAAGGGAUUAAGCGGCCAUACUUCCACGUGAAACCCUUGGAGAAGACACAGCUGAGCAACUGGAAAGAGUACCUGGACUUCGAGAUUGAGAAUGGGACGCUGGAGCGUGUGGUCGUGCUGUUCGAGCGAUGUCUGGUGGCCUGCGCCCUCUAUGAAGAUCUAUGGAUUAAGUAUGCAAAGUAUAUGGAAAACCACAGCAUCGAAGCCGUGCGGAAUGUUUUCAAGAGAGCCUGUAUGAUACACCUGCCUAAGAAACCUACAGUUCACCUGCUCUGGGCUGCGUUUGAGGAGCAGCAGGGGAACAUUGAAGAGGCACGCGGAGUCUUGAAGACCUUGGAGCAUGUCGUUCCUGGGCUGGCCAUGGUGAGGUUACGCAGGGUAAGCCUGGAGCGUCGGCAUGGCAACCUGGAAGAAGCAGAAGCACUGCUACGGGAUGCAAUCGACAACGGGAAGAGCACCACAGAGUCAUCCUUUUACUCAAUCAAGCUGGCACGGCAUCUCUUCAAAGUGCAGAAAAGCUUGCAGAAGGCAAGGAAAGUACUCUUGGAAGCUAUUGAGAAGGAUAAGAUGAGCCCUCGGCUGUACCUGAACCUCCUUGAGCUGGAAUACAGUGGUGAUGUAAAGCAAAAUGAGGAAGACAUCCUGGCCUGCUUUGACAGAGCACUUACCAGCCCCCUGCCCCUGGAAUCUCGUCUCACCUUCUCCCAGCGCAAAGUAGAAUUUCUGGAGGACUUUGGCAGCGACGUUAACACGCUUGUUGCUUCGUAUGAAGAACACCAAAAGCUUCAAAAAGAUUAUGAAUCAACCAAGAGAAAGGCUGAAAAUGGCUCUCAAGAGCCGGAGCCGAAGAAGCAGCGCAUGGAAGACCACACAAUGAACAUGGGACAUAUGAUGCCAGACAUGCAGGCUAAUCACUCGGCCUACAACUACAACUGGUACCAGCAAUACAACUACCAGAACCCAUGGGGUUAUGGACAGUACUAUCCCCCACCUCCGACAUGAUGGAGGAGACGAGAUGACUACUAAAAGGAAAACACCCUUUCUACCUUGUCCUACAACCAGCACCUUCCUUUUACUCCUCUUGCUGAUAUUUGCCUUUUAUACAAAGAUCAUUUAAUUGGCUUUACUCCUCAUAAGCAGUUUUGUCUUCUGGGUAAAUGUGGCAAGCUUUGAACAAAAGUCUUUCUUGUCUAUUUCCUUCCCUUUCCAUAUGUGAUGACGGUGGUCAUUUAAAUUUUGGAUCCUGUCUUUUGUUUUGAGAUGUUCAUUUUGGGAAAUAAUCCUUCCAUCAGUAAUGACUUUCAUUAGUGUGAAAUUAAGAUGCAAAAAUUGAGAGCAAAGUUAAAUCAGAUUGUAGUUUUGAUUUUGAAAAUCUGAAAUGAGUAUAAAGAUCUUUGUUUUUUAUUGUGACUUCAUACAUUAAUUUCAUAAUAAAGAGUUCAAUAUCAUUAA
Molecule: messenger RNA, 2704 nt
Organism: Scleropages formosus (Asian bonytongue)
Lineage: Eukaryota; Metazoa; Chordata; Actinopteri; Osteoglossiformes; Osteoglossidae
Gene: prpf39
Product: PRP39 pre-mRNA processing factor 39 homolog (yeast)
Exons: 14
Coding region: 17-2254 (745 amino acids)
Biological process (GO): mRNA 5'-splice site recognition; RNA processing
Cellular component (GO): commitment complex; U2-type prespliceosome; U1 snRNP
Molecular function (GO): protein binding; pre-mRNA 5'-splice site binding
Source: RefSeq, a predicted model, not a curated record